UGCAGUAGUGGGUUCUGGCUGUUGCGCACGUGCGUGUGUGUGGUGGCAGCAAUGUGCACGCUUCAUGAUGUCGAUUUCUUUAAAGACAAUUACUGUUGUAUGUGCACGGAAAUCUAUUGUUUUGCGGGACGGCUAUUUUACGGCUUUGCCAGAGCUUAAGUUCUAGCUGUUUUUCAAACUGCAUAUCUGAUCGCUAAAGUUCCCUUUCUCUUGUAGAGACCACAGUCUCGGUCAACGUAUCGUAAAGAGCAUUAAUGGUUUGGGUCUUUUCCGGAAAGCAACUAAAGUGCGAUUACUCCAGGAUCAAAAGUUAUGCGACAUGUAUUACGUGUAACGUACUUUGUUUGUGCUGCCCAAUAUUGUGUACUUGUUUCAGUAUAGUCACUUGUAUACGUGUAUUUUAGGAUCGUUAAAUGAAAAUGGCAAAUUCUUUGACAAAGCGCCUUGGGAAGCGGUCAGUGUUUGGAUCCCGAGUUGAUCCCUUAAACACUCCGGGAGAUGGUAUGUUAUUUCCAAGCCAUUCUGUGACACAGCUGGAGUCCAAUGGUGUUCUGUGUUAUGCUUCUGAUGUACGACACAACGAACGUGUCAGUAAAGACAACACUGGAACAGUCUUGCCGACUCGAAGCAAACUGUACCCUGGUCAGAAAGUGUACAUUACAUACAACGGACAAGAGCUCAGUGGUGUUGUUGAACAACACAAUCAUGUGGAUGAUGAAGUGACUGUGUUUGUACCACAGCUGGGGGACCGCACCUGCAGAAAAUUUGAGGAUGUGCGCCUUACUGAGAUGCAGAGGCCAUCUGUUCUGUGCCGUCAUGAAAGCCACCGCCCUAGCAAUACAACAUCUGUAAUUGUGGGGCCACAGAAUCGAUCCACAUCAAGUAACAUUGAUGUGCCUAAAAGGAAUGAAGAGUCUGUGGAUAUGGAUGAGAUGAUGGCAGCGAUGGUGUUAACCAGCUUGUCGUGUAGUCCUGUGGUGCAGAGCCCGCCACACACAGAAAGUGGCACAACAUUCCAGAUCCCUGAAGGCUCGUGGAAGGAAAGUGGAGACAUUUCAGACAGUGGCUGCAGCACUGCCAGUGGACAUUGGAGUUGUGGGAGCGCAUCCCCUACAUAUACAGAUGGACUCCCUAGUGAAGCAUCUGGUUCACCCCAUAGGGACGAUGGGUUUGAGACUGACUUGGAUUCAGUCCUCUUUGACGAGCCUGGCCCAAGGAAGAGGAAGAAUUCCAUGAAGGUAAUGUACAAGUGUUUAUGGCCCAGCUGUGGGAAACUGCUUCGCUCCAUUGUGGGGAUUAAGCGUCACGUUCGAGUCCAGCAUCUUGGACUCAGUCCUGAUUCUGACCAGAAGAAGAGGGAGGAAGAUUUCUAUUACACUGAAGUUCAGAUGAGCUCUGAGAGACCUUUCGCCAGUACUGGCAGCCCCAGUACCACAUCUCCUCCGGUAAUCUUUCAGCAGGCUCCAGUAAAACUAGACAUUCAAGGAUCCGAACACCAUGUCAUGGACUAUCCUCUCACUAGCCUGCUUAGUCAGUCGGCACCAGGCUCCUUUUGGCACAUCAAGACAGAUCACGCCUACCAGGCUGUUGUUCCUAUUCAGAUUCCAGUCACACAUCAGAUUCCUGCAGGAUUUAACUGGACAGUGGCUAGUGCACCAGUUUCUGACCCCUCUCCGGUUCGAAGCCGGUCCCUGAGCUGCAGUGAGCCUUUGCAGCAGCAAGUCACAUCCCCCAAAUCCUCAAUUGUUGCUUCCCCUCCAAGAGCACAUAGUGGUAGCAGAAAAGUUCGUGGUGAAGCCAAAAAAUGCCGCAAAGUUUAUGGCAUUGAGCACCGGGAUCAGUGGUGCACUGCCUGCCGCUGGAAGAAAGCCUGCCAACGAUUUUUGGACUGAAUGUGUUCCUGUGAGAGUAAAUGUCUUGCCAAAUGCCUCAGAGCUACUCAGUGCUGUGAGUAAGGCCAUGGACUGAAUGAAGUUUUAAUGGCCUAACUGGGUCUGACUCAGGAGAGGAGACGAGUUGAGUUUUAGGGGUGGGGAGUGGCUUUUGAUCUUUCUUACAAGAACAAUUGCUGACUGACUCUCUGCCACCCUGUUUUACUUAAGUGGCAAUGGAAACUGCACUAUGAAAACUGGCAGAGCUGUGCUCUGUCGUCUUUGAAGAGUGGAAGAACUGUUGCGCUGACAAUGGAAAAUCUCUGUCCAAAAGAAGCCAUGUCUCAGUUCAAAGGACACCAAAGUAUACCUGCUGACAAAGCUUCUGCAGUUAUAGAACACUGAUGUGCUUCUGAAUGCUGAAGGUUGAAUAUAGCAUCUUGCACUGGAGUUUCUAACCUUGCAUUGUUUUUUAUAGUCCUAUUUUGAACUGUUUCUGUUUAAAAAUGUCUUUGGGAUGGUAAAGUCAUUUAUGGGACCUUUUUCAAUGCUUUCCUAAGUAUGAUGACAUCAUAGAACUUUCUACUGAUUAUUCCAAAUGAGUUGAUUAGGUCUGCUCUGUUCAGUUAAUUGAAAAGAAAGUAAUUUCUCAUUCAUUCCUGUGGGGUUUUUUUCCUGUAGAGGUUUUUUGUUGGUUUGUGACUGGUACAGAGAUGUAUGUUGAUGGUUAAGUAUGUGUUUUCUUCCUUUUGUUAUAAGAUGGCAGCAGACAGAAAUGUUUAUUCUUUAGAUGGGGGCUUUCUGGAGUAGAGGACACUAAUCUUUAUUGCAUGUGUGCAUCAAGUCAUAACUGUAUUGCUUAACAGCUAAGACAUGUGUCCUGUUUGAUUAUGCCUUGCAUUUAAGACUGCCAUUUACUAGGUUCUUUCAUUUAAGUAGCCCUCUCCCAUUUAAAAAAAAAUAAGUAAUUGUGACACUUAGCUUUCAAAUCUGUGGUCAUUCUUGCUAUGGCUUGUUGCACACUAUCCACUUCUCACUGUUGUGAGAAAUGAAAAUGGAAUCCAGCUUCACAGGCUAACCCCAAAAAGCAGCUGUUUGACUCUUGAUAUUUUGAGUGAAACUCUGAAAUGAAAAAGCAUCAGUACAGCUGUGGACUUGCCUGUUUUGUUUAUUUUAAUUACUAAUUUAUUUUCUUAGGCCAAAUUUUUUAAAUGUGUUUUAAAGUAUAAUAUAUUGAAAUUAAGUGCAUAAAAGGCUGUUCAUUGUGAAGUUCAUGCAAAAGGGGACAGAAUCAAGUUCUUCCUACUUUAUUACUACUUUUUGCAGAGGGAUAGUGAUCCAUACUGUGAUGUACUGGCCAGAACUGGAUACUGUGAGGUUUCUUCUGUAUAGCCAGUGUGGGAUAUAUUGUGCAUUCUCUGCAAUUUACCAUAAGUAAACUGUCUGCUAGAAAUGGCUGCAUCUGUUUGACUCCCUUGAGCUUAUAGUGAGUUGUAAGAAUAACUUUACCACAAGACUGUUUUUACUAGUUAAUGAAUUAUGUAUAAAAGAUGUGUGCAGCAGCACCCACAUGUCCAUUUGUUCAGAAGCACUGGAGAGCUUAAAAACUGUUUCACCUGCCUUUAACUCAUGUGUUCUUAAGGCAUUUUGUAUGGACUGUUUUUAUAAUGGCUACUUCAUCCACUUGUACAUAUACAAGCGACCCAGUGGUACUCUGAAGUCAGUGUAGUUUGUUGGGUCUUAAGGUGUGGUACGAGUAAAAAUGUUUUUGUAGCAUUCCUAGGUCCCUUUCAUCAUCGGUGGUGUGUUAGAAUGUAGCUGCUGCACAAUCCUGUUUUCAUCUUGUAGCCAGACUGAGAUUGAUUGUGCUCUAAAAGCUAGAGGUGCAGAAUGUGCCUGACAUCUGAUCUCUUACUUUCUUUCUGUAGUUUCACUAUUUGUCUGUUAAGGGUCUUGCAGUGCUGUUGAGGACAGAGUUCUGUUGCACUGCAUCUGUUCCGGAAAGUCUUGGACAGUUAGUGUGAGCAGUGGGCAUUUGUUGGUUGUACAGAGUUCUGUACAUAGAACACUGUCUAUUAAGCCAUACUUCAAAAGGCUGAAUAUAGAUGUGCUGUAACAAAAAUCUGGUGCUGCCUUCAUCAAGCCGGGCUAAUAAAGCUUCACGUUAAGAAAAAAAAAAUGUGUGGAUGGUAGAAAUAUGUCCGUAACAGAUGAGGUGUGGUGUUCUUUGGAACCCCCUCCCCCACCUUUGUAGGCAAAAAAAGCUGUUCACCCAUCCAGCAUCCUCCACUGUAGUUUUUCAUUUUAUGCUGAAAUUGUUUCCCCUUUGGCACGGGCAUGUACCAAAGUGUACAGCUGCAUGAACUAUAUUGAUGCAGUUCUGUUUUAUGUAAUGUACACAUUUUUAAAAGUUUUCUUUUUAAAGUAGUCUCUCUUUUUCUCAUCUGAUCUUAAUGUGUUUUUCAACUUUUUGCUCUGCUGUUGCCUAGAGAAGAAUGUACGAGUGUCGGUCACAGCUUCUGCCUCAAGUAAAAUAACUGUGUGUGUGUGUGUGUGUGUGUGUGUGUGUGUGUGUGUGUGUGUACAUCCCAGUAAAUGAUGCAGGUUGGUUGAUACGUUAAGUUCUGUUAAUCCAGCUCCUGCUACUGUCUGGGCUCAUCAUGUGACAGCUGUACACAGCUACUGUAAAUGGAGCUGUCAUCUUCCACCAUAUUCCCCUCAUACUUCAGAAGCACUAGUGGUAAGGGACCAUUGCAUGUGUGAGAUCCCUAGUGGUAAGGGAUCAUUGCAUGUGUGAGAUCCCUGAGUAGAGUGAUGAAUGCAGUCCAGAUGUCUAAUGAUAUUCCCCUCAUGCUUCAGAAAUGUGCACUAGUGGUAAGGGACCAUUGCAUGUGUGCGAUCCCCGAGUAGAGUGAACGCAGUCCAGAUGUCUAAUAGGCAGCUGUAGACACACAUUUGUAGUCUCAUGAAGCAUCAUGCACUGCUUACUUUUUUUUGCCAGUAUAGUUUUAUCUGUAGCACCACCUGCCUACCCCAUUGCAUGCCAUAGAACUCUUGCUACCAGCCAUAAUACUGGGCAUAUGACUGUGCACUCUGUACCACUGUGCUGGCAUGUAUAACAACACCAGUGGCACUAAGCUGUUGGGGUGCUAGGUGAGAUCCUCAUCAUGUACACACUGCAUAUAUGUUGGCAUGAAUGGUUCGUUCCUGCCUUUGGGUUUCAGCAGGUCAAGUGCAGUAUUUUGGCCAUAAGACACAUGCCAGGUGAACACAUCUGGACUCUUUCCACCUCUUGGAGUCCUUGUAGAGAUGCACAUUUCUUGGGUUUUCUACAUACUGAAUAUUUUAUCUAAGGCAAUGCCAUUAUAACUUUCCUUGGCAGUAAGUAGGGAAAACUGUUUGCAAGGCAGGAAGCUUUGUACUUGCCCCAUGACCCCAUAUUAAUUUUAUUAAAACUGGAAAAUUUUGCACUCAAAUUUAGCUGUAAAACAGAUUUUUAACAGAAUAAGGAGGAGGAGUUCUGUAUUCUUUUGUUGCACUUUUACUGUGAAACCCUGUGACUGUGUUGCAUGUUACAUAUAGGAAGAGCAUCAGCGUAUUUUAAGUUAAUAGUUAUCAUAUUAGUUUCAUGUUUUCUGUUGGUCUAGAAUGUCAAAAUUAAUUCUUUGUUCAUUUUAUUACUUGGAUAUUUUAAAGAAAGUGUUUUUUCAAAUGUUAGUUUGACUCAAAAUGGACAGAAACCUGUGUGAUAUGCCUAACAAAACCAGCGGUAGGAGUGACACCAUGCACUUGACAACACUGUGAAGCCCUUGCAGAUGCAGGCUUUUCUAUCGUAUAUGUGCACAUGGUACUUGUGGCUUUGUAGAAGUCAGAGCAUGGUUUCAUUCAUUAAGUGUUUCUUGAAAAAGGUGGUUGGUAAACUUUCUGUCGCAUGUAAGUACAAGAUACAGUUUCUGGAGUAUUAAAAUAGUUGUUUAGUAAAACUAUACACAUCUCAAUUUUGAGACAUUGCCCUGUUUUUGGAUGCAUCAUUCACAACCCAGUAUUGAGUUGUGCCUAUAACCUCAGAGCCACCAGUGAGGCAGUUCAGUUUUUACACAGCUGAACAUGUGACCAUGUUUAAAAUGUAUGGAAGCAAAUUUAGAGUGCUGAUGAGGCACCGGUAUCAGCAUAGAUGGAGGGCGCUGCACCUUGCCUUUUUUUUUAAUUAGCAAUUUUGAUUUCUGUUAAUAGCAGUUGGUCAUUGCUGAGCAGAGAGCAUAUGCUUUGGUUUGGUGCAUUCAUCUGCUGCCAUUCUCUUGUUUUGUGAGCCCUGUGUUUUUACCCUUCACAUAACGUGUGUGUGGUGUGUGUGUGUAAGGGUAUUGUAGAUGCCAUUACAUUGUCCGAGACCAAACAUAGUGGUACUCAGUCAGAUAGUUCUGGUUUGUUUUGUAGGCAAAUUCACUUUUUUGGGGGGAAACUUUUUAUUUCUGACAAAUGAUUUCUUCCUCAUGUAAGUCUUAGUUCAGUAAUGCAAGGUCAUGUUCAUACUAUCAGUCUGUGAUUUAAAUGCACCUGCAACACACAUGCACUCACUGUAGCAGGCCUGCAUUAAAUACAUGCACAGAGUAACUGCUUUAGCAUGCAAAAUUUAACUGUAUUAAAUGGUACCGAAGAUAAAAGCUUUAACAUACAAGCCUGAACUAAGUAAACACAUAAGACGCUGAGUACCUUAAGCCUACAAGGCUGCUGGUAUAGCUACACUUGGAACACAUUUAUACUGACUUAUUAGCACUUGUAUAUUUGUGCAGACUGGUAUUCAUCAGAGUAGUAAGUAGUGCUGAAAACUAAGAGGGUAGAGCAUGUGUAGCCAGCUGCUGAAGUUUGUUCAUUUGUGCAGUUUGUGACAGCAUAGCUAACUUCCUAAUCUGACGAGAUCCAGGAAUGCAAGACUAGUUGGUGUAAGCAUCCAUCCAUUCAGAGCAGUGUCUCUUUUUGUACUUUUGUAAUUCUAGUGCAGAGUAACCUUCUGUCUGUGCAGACUGCCCAACUAGCUGGAAAUUAGUGAUGCAGGCCACUCUGUCUCUACCCAGAUGGAGUUUUUUUUUUUUUUUUUUAAUCAGUGCUUUGCAGCUAGGGUUGAAAUUGAAUAGUUUGUUCUAAAGUUUUAAAAUUGUGAAUCUUUCAUUUAUACUCUCUCAUGGUAGUGUUCAGGAGAUAGUCCCACACUCCACUUUCUCACUUUCUGUCCAGUGUGUAUUUUAUUCCUGUUCUGGACACAAGAUUGCCAACAUGUAGGAGAAAUUGUGGCAGAUUAUUUGAUGGUAUGGCGAAGGCAUUAGCCAUUUGCUGUCCUGAUUGUAACUGGUUAAGUCGGUAGGGUGGUAUGUAUAUACAUGUGCGCUUACAGCAGUUGAAAAGUAUUAAACAAAAAAAAAAGUCUGAAUCUUUUUACUUUGCACUCGGAAGGAAUGUGGGAGGUAAGCAAGUGGGAAGUUACCCGAUUGCUGUACAGUACUCUGGUGUUUUAAUUGAGCUCUGUUAUUCACUGUGCUGCUUGUCAGCACAAAAAUGUAUUCUUAGUAUACGUGAAAUUCUGUACAGAAAUGUAUGAUUUAAGAAUUUUUUACUUGCUGAAUUUCCUUGUAAAAAUAAUUUUACUGUGAAGAGGAUAUGAAAAGCACAUCGGAACAAGAUGUUUUUUAGAUGCAGAGAAUAAGAGUGACCUUUGCAGGAGAAGAGGGGUGCUGUGCCCCAUUUUUUUGUGUGGGCUUCCAGUCAGUACUGCUCAGUUUCCAUUCGUUUGUAAAUAUAUAAUGUAAUUCCUUACAAUCUAAUGCAAUAAAAUUUAUUUUACAAAAAUG
Protopterus annectens (West African lungfish) is the source of this 7717-nucleotide messenger RNA. It is a transcript of the gene ZNF395, whose product is annotated as zinc finger protein 395. The record is from RefSeq and is a predicted model, not a curated record. Gene Ontology annotation, molecular function: RNA polymerase II cis-regulatory region sequence-specific DNA binding; DNA-binding transcription factor activity. Gene Ontology annotation, cellular component: nucleus. Gene Ontology annotation, biological process: regulation of transcription by RNA polymerase II. The transcript has 10 exons. NCBI's taxonomy places the organism in Eukaryota, Metazoa, Chordata, Ceratodontiformes, Protopteridae. Bases 414 to 1892 code for a protein of 492 amino acids.